Lymnaea stagnalis (great pond snail) is the source of this 216-nucleotide messenger RNA. NCBI's taxonomy places the organism in Eukaryota, Metazoa, Mollusca, Gastropoda, Lymnaeidae. The record is from the annotation of a GenBank genome assembly.
GAAAUGUUGGCCGGCAUCAACGAGUUCAUCAGCAACCUCACCGCACUCCCGUCCUGCGUCUGGGAUCCCAGCACGCGCAUCGAGCCCCCGGCGAAGAUCCCUUCCCAGGACUUCCGGAGGUCGACCAAGAAGGCGCUGGAGGAGAAUCAGAAGCUCGUGGAGGAGGCCAUCGCUGGACACGACGAUGAAGACCCCCAGCUCAAGAGAACGGGGAGG